Molecule: messenger RNA, 726 nt
Organism: Camellia sinensis
Lineage: Eukaryota; Viridiplantae; Streptophyta; Magnoliopsida; Ericales; Theaceae
Source: RefSeq, a predicted model, not a curated record
AUGAAGCAACAACAAUGGAUGCAGCCAAGUGUUGGGCCACAACCGAGGCCACAUUGUAACAUUGCUGAGUUUAAGAAGAUAGCCUUGGCAUUUGACGGAGCCACAAACCCUUUGGAGGCUGAAAAAUGGUUGACAGAAAUGGAAAAGUUGUUUCCCAUUUUUGAAUGUACGGAUGAUCAGAAGGUGACCUAUGCUACGUUUAUGCUACAAGGGAUAGCUAAUAAUUGGUGGCAGAUGGAGAAGCGCAUACAUGAGCAUGAUGCCAACCCCUAUACAUGGGAAAGGUUUAAGAAUGCAUUCAAUGAGAAAUACUUCCCUAGGAGUGUGAUUCCUUUCGAGUUACCUACUUUUGGAGCAAUGUUGAGUAAGGCAUUAUUGGUUGAGAGUGGCCUCACUAGAGCCCAAGAAGAUAAAGAAGAGAAUUAUAAGAAGAGGCCUAGUUCUUCUAACUUUCAAACUAACAACAGUUCGAAGGGAAAUGCUAAGAGACAAAACCCUUCUUACGUUAGGAGUUGGGGAAGUCGAACUGUGGGUGGUAGUGUUGACAAGAAGAAUGAUCGAGUACAGUGCACUAGAUGUAAUGGGUUCCAUCGAGAUAGUGAGUGUCGUUGGAAUACUGGGGCUUGUUUCUCCUACGAGCAACAAGGGCACAGGAUAGCUGAUUGCCUAACCGGAAGUGGCGUGAGACUGAACAGAAAACAUGGACAAAUAAAGGAGCAUCAAUAG